This is a messenger RNA of Lucilia sericata (common green bottle fly), 439 nucleotides long. RefSeq names its product protein maelstrom-like. The record is from RefSeq and is a predicted model, not a curated record. The transcript is spliced from 2 exons. Lineage: Eukaryota; Metazoa; Arthropoda; Insecta; Diptera; Calliphoridae. Bases 65 to 280 code for a protein of 71 amino acids.
GGUCAGUACAAUUAAUUCAAAAGUCUAUCAUACUGCUACAUUUUUGGGUCUUUUGCCAGCGCAAAUGAUUAAUGUUUAUUUGGGCUCGACUUUAAGGUCAAUGCAUGAAGUCCUUAAUAAUCAUGGGACUGCGGUGACGGGUUAUAUUAGCUUUGGUGUUGAGGUCAUUUGUGGCGUUGCCUUGAUGUUUUGGGUGGUACAAAAAGCUCGCAAAGAAUUAUCGGAAACUUUGCUUACUGACAUAAGCAGCGAUGGCAAAUUAAUCGAUAUACAAGUGUAGCAAGACUGUAGUAAUUUAAUUUUAUUAUUAAAUUAUAAAUAUUUAUAAAAUGAUACUAAACUAAAAACAAAAAGAUAUGAAACGAAAACAUAUAUUUUUUAUUAAUAACUUUUUUUUUUAAUAUGAAAGUUUUUUUUAAGAGCAUUUAUUUAAAGAAAA